Laccaria bicolor S238N-H82 is the source of this 713-nucleotide messenger RNA. Its product is annotated as ribosome biogenesis protein NIP7. The record is from RefSeq and is a predicted model, not a curated record. Gene Ontology annotation, cellular component: nucleolus; preribosome, large subunit precursor; nucleus. The transcript has 6 exons. The coding region runs from base 21 to 563 and encodes 180 amino acids. NCBI's taxonomy places the organism in Eukaryota, Fungi, Basidiomycota, Agaricomycetes, Agaricales, Hydnangiaceae. Gene Ontology annotation, biological process: ribosomal large subunit biogenesis; ribosome assembly. Gene Ontology annotation, molecular function: RNA binding.
CAACUACAAAACGUUAUACGAUGCGCCCGCUAACGGAGGACGAGUCCAAGGCCAUUUUUACCAAGCUCGCAAAUUAUAUCGGAAAAAAUCUCGUCCAUCUGAUUGACCGACCAGACGAGCCAUAUUGUUUUAGGUUACAAAAGGAUCGUGUUUACUAUGUCUCCGAGUCCUCCAUGCGCCUGGGGAUCUCAGUAGCGAGGCCAAAUCUUGUUAGCCUCGGUACAUGUUUCGGCAAGUUUAGCAAAAGUGGCAAAUUCAAACUGCACAUCACUGCACUUGAUUAUAUUGCACAGUACGCCAAAUACAAGGUGUGGAUAAAACCCAAUGGCGAGAUGCCUUUCCUAUACGGGAAUCAUGUUGUGAAAGCACACUUGGGGAGAAUAACUGAGGAUACACCGGAGCACCAAGGCGUCGUGAUUUUCAGCAUGAAUGACAUACCAUUAGGGUUUGGGGUGACAGCACGUUCAACUACUGAUACCCGAAAAUUGGAUCCAACAUCGAUAAUUGUAUUUCACCAAGCGGAUGUGGGUGAAUAUUUGCGUGAUGAAGAUACGUUGUUUUAACCAUAUCCAUUAUUUUUCUCUACAUUAUUUCUUUGUAGUUUGGUUUGAGUCGGGGAAACUAUUCCAUUUGUAAAACUUUCCUGUGGUGCACAACUGCGUUGUCAAAUGUUUUGUUUUGCUACUCGUGUCAAUAAUGUCGAUUGAGUGUGA